This is a messenger RNA of Aspergillus brunneoviolaceus CBS 621.78, 1587 nucleotides long. RefSeq names its product phosphotransferase family protein. The record is from RefSeq and is a predicted model, not a curated record. The transcript has 7 exons. NCBI's taxonomy places the organism in Eukaryota, Fungi, Ascomycota, Eurotiomycetes, Eurotiales, Aspergillaceae. Gene Ontology annotation, cellular component: mitochondrion. The coding region runs from base 1 to 1587 and encodes 528 amino acids.
AUGGUUAUGGGACUUAGGAAAAUUAUAUCUGGUUCCUUGAGUGCUGUGGGCGGAGAUUGGGAAGACGAUCCACAGAAGGGGUCGAAUGAGGACCUACACUGCUUCACCACACGCCGUUGGCUGUGGAAUGAGAAACAGCAACUUCAGAACCGCUUCACGCCCUUCGACGUGCAAGCGCUUCAGGAAAUUGCUGCCAGCAGUAUAGAAGCUGAGAAAUGCGUCUUAAUCACCAAGCUGGGGGAGGGUGGCUCGAACAGAACAAUCCCUUACUCAAUCGCAGGUCCCCAGUACUACACCACAGCAUCUGAAGUCGCCACUAUGGAAUUUGCUCGGACGGUUCUCAACAUUCCUACUCCAAAGGUUCUUGCGUGGUGCGCGGAUAGUCGAUGCAGGGUUGGAUCUGAGUACAUCAUUAUGGAGGUUGCCCGCGGGACUCGACUGGCAGAUGUGCGGGAUGACCUAGCUCUCGAGGAGAAGCUCAAGGUCACUGAUAGCCUUGUUGCGCUGCAGAAGAAGUUAUUCUCGGUGGCUUUGAAUUGCUACGGUAGCCUGUAUUAUGCCACAGAGAAUAUCCCUGGCGCUCUUCCGGCACAGCUCGUUGGAGAUAUCCCCGAGAAAAUACAAGAACAAGUAGCGACCCGGUUUGUGGUUGGGCCAGUGACAGAGCAUGACUUUUGGACAAAAGAGCGUGCACAAAUGACUAUUGACCGCGGUCCCUGGAUGCAACCACAGGACUACGUCACCUCUCUGGCCCAUCGCGAGAAGGCCUGGAUACAACAACAUGCGAUUCCGAAACCCGACGAUGCCACGAUGACCCAGAACUGCCCCGCUAGUCAUCGGUGUCUGCUUGACAAGUACCUCCAAGUGGCACCGUAUCUUCUCCCCAACGAGCCCGCCAUCCUUGCACCGUACCUCUGCCACAGCGAUCUCAAUCCCGCAAACAUCUUCGUGAGUGACGGAGAGAUUACCAGCGUGAUCGACUGGCAGGGCGUAUGGGGCACCCCACUCAUGCUCGGCGGACGGCACCCAAGCUUUAUCCGCUUUGAGGGGAAACCGAUUCUCACUCUUCCCGAAGGUUUCGCCGAGCUCGGCAGCAAAGAACAGUCUGCGAUCGAAGCCCAGAUGGAACAGACCAUCAUUUGUGAUUUCUAUCAGACACGAGUGGCGGAAGAGAUCCCACUCCUCAAUCGCGUGUUCUACCAGGAAUUCGGCAUGCUGCGGUGUUGGCCCAUUCAGUUUGUGGGCGACGCCUGGGAUGAUGAUAUCAUUCGCCUGAGGGAUAAGAUGGGCUUUGGGUUUCCAUGCCCUCUCCAUUUCACAGAGGACGAGCUUCGGGUCCACGAUGAGGAAACCAUAGGCUGGAACAAUAUACAGGGGUUCUGGGACGUAAUCUCCCCAUUAGUGGCGAGAGAUGGCUUCGUUCAUUCCGACAUGUACGAGGAGGCUGCUCACAUGUUCAAAUACGUGCGGAACUGGGGCUUGGAGCACGUCACGGGUAAGGUGAAGGAAAGGUUUGAGCACGCAACGCUGAUGGCUGCGGAUGUCGAAGUUGAGGCAGUGAAUACCGGAGGAUCCGGGGAUAGCUGA